Molecule: messenger RNA, 309 nt
Organism: Emericellopsis cladophorae
Lineage: Eukaryota; Fungi; Ascomycota; Sordariomycetes; Hypocreales; Bionectriaceae
Exons: 2
Coding region: 1-309 (102 amino acids)
Source: RefSeq, a predicted model, not a curated record
AUGCAGUUCUUCACCCUUACCGCGGCCCUCUUCCUCGGCUCUGCUGCCGCCAUGAGCCCCGAGAUGAUGAACAACAAGAUGGGCGAGGCCAACAUGAAGAUGGACAUGGCCGCGCGCCAGGAGAUGGCCCCCCAGGGCGGUGCCACCCUCGGCACGCUGCUCGCUGCUGUCGACACCAUUGUCGGUCAGGUUGCCGAUCAGGUCAAGGACCUGAAGGAGCCCGCCACGGCUCUGCAGGAUGCCAUCAAGGACUUUGAGGAUGCCGCCAAGGAUGCUGAGGUCCCCGAGGGCGAUAAGAAGGACAACUAA